AUGCAACUUGCUGCCUUCACUCUUGAAGACGAAGCACGGAGGUGGUGGAUGUUUACGAGAAUUGUGCAUCAAGGCUUAACAUGGGACAUAUUUUUGGAACUGUUUUAUGACAAGUACUUUCCUCAAAGUAUGCGAGACACGAAGGUGACAAAAUUUGAAACCCUCAGGCAAGGAAACAAAACCUACAUGGAAUAUGAAGCCCAAUUUGCAGAACUAGUUUGGUUUGCACCUCAUAUGGUGGAUAUGGACUAUAAGAAAUCGCGGAAAUUUGAGGGCGGACUACGAAAUUCCAUCCUUGACCGAGUCAACAUGUUGAAGCUACCCACCUAUGUUGAUGUGUUGGAGAGAGCUGUUAUAGCAGAGGGAAACAUUACUGCUCAAAAUUGGAUUUCCGAGUGGAAAGGAAAGAGGCAGAACAUUCAAGUAUCAAAAGGGUCAGCCGCUCCACCAAACAAGAAACAAAACUCAAGGACUUCUAGUACUUCCACCUUUGCUUCAGGUUUAACUCCUGUUUGUUCAGAAUGUGGAAAGAAGCACUGUGGGACUUGUUAUCGGUUCUCUGGAGCAUGUUUUCGAUGUGGCAAAACAUGUCAUCUAGUAAAGGAUUGUCCUCAAAGGAAUCAACAAAAUGGCAAUAGAACUGCUACAAGCUCAACAGGGUCUACACCAGCUCCCAACACCAAGUCAGCUGCCAAGCCUGUUAACAAUAAAGACACCGCAAGACAAGGAAGGGUGUUUGCAUUGGUUUUGGGAGAUGUGCAAAACGCUGCAACAGUGGUGUCAGGUACAUUUAUUGUUCACGGUCAUUCUACUCAUGUAUUGUUUGAUUCUGGCUCUACCCAUUCCUUUGUGUCAAAACUAUUUGCUCAAAAUUUAGAUAGAUCUGAAGAAGUAUUAUCCUAUAUGUUAUGUGUGUCCUCACCUUUGGGGGAUUCUUUGAUCUGUACCUCUGUAUAUUUUGCUUGUGAACUCCUAAAUGGGGAUAUUCGAGUAUAUUCCAAUCUGUUACCUCUUGACAUGACUUAUUUUGAUAUUAUUCUGGGAAUGGACUGGUUGAGGGAAUAUGGUGCAACUAUUGACUGCUUGACUAAGCAAAUCAGUUUUCAUCCUACGGGACAAUCAAAAUCUUUCAGGGACAUGGAGUAA
Messenger RNA from Camellia sinensis, 1146 nucleotides. RefSeq lists its product as uncharacterized. Gene Ontology annotation, molecular function: aspartic-type endopeptidase activity; nucleic acid binding; zinc ion binding. Gene Ontology annotation, biological process: proteolysis; DNA integration. The record is from RefSeq and is a predicted model, not a curated record. NCBI's taxonomy places the organism in Eukaryota, Viridiplantae, Streptophyta, Magnoliopsida, Ericales, Theaceae.